Thermothielavioides terrestris NRRL 8126 is the source of this 939-nucleotide messenger RNA. RefSeq lists its product as uncharacterized. The record is from RefSeq and is a predicted model, not a curated record. Bases 1 to 939 code for a protein of 312 amino acids. NCBI's taxonomy places the organism in Eukaryota, Fungi, Ascomycota, Sordariomycetes, Sordariales, Chaetomiaceae. The transcript has 7 exons.
AUGCGCGCUUCUGACUUGCUUGCCUGGCAACUUUGCAGGGUAGCACUCCCACGGUGCCUUACUUCGCAGCUCGGUAUUGGCAUAGACACAAUCAUAGGGAUGUACGAGUACCUCUCUUACACACUUUACCACAGUUGGUGCACCAAGUGCACUCCAAGCGAACCUCCGACGGCAUUCAUCCGCUUCAUGCCGCACUUGGACGUCGAUCCUGUUCUGGAAGCCUUCGGCGAUGCCUCAAGGCUAGUGCCGAUGCUGGCCCGGGCAAGGAAGCUCAGGGUUCCAGGUUGGUCUGAGCAAGGCAAGCCCAAGCCUUCCGACACCUUUCGGCUGACGGACCAGAACAACAAGGAACAGCGAAUAAAAGUCUUGGAUCUUGAUCCUCUCGUCGCGCGGAAGGUCUUUGGAUUUGGCUCUCUUGCUGCGUCCAGGACCCUGUGGAGAACUGCUUGCGCCGACAUUGCUCCUAUGUAUCGCGAGGAGGUCUUCUCCGAAUUGAUGAGCGCCGUUGCAAGGCUACAAUUGGCAAACGGCUUCAGCUCAGGUAUUGAUGCUGCCCCUUUUGUGGUGUUCAACGCUGCUGCGCAGCGGCCUCAUUCACGAAGCGGUUGCAGCGAGCGUGGACCCUGGGGAGACAUUCCAGGCUUCUUGAUCGCCCGCCUUCUGUGCCCACUCCUCAGAUUCCAAGAUCAGAUCUCGUUCAUGGGGUCGUUCCCGGCCGGAUACCACCCUUUGGCGCAGGAACCGCCGGGGCGUCAAACCCUGGACAAGGAUGCUACUGUGGUACGCUCCCCUUCUCAACGACGGGAGUUUUUGGACUCGCCGCAACAAAGAAAGAAGCCGCGUCAGAAGGCGCCGAAUGAACAACAUAAAGUCGCCAACGUCCAGAUCUCCCGCCGCAACCAUACGCGAACUGCCCACCCAAUACCGCGCCUGAGAUGA